Messenger RNA from Cygnus atratus (black swan), 837 nucleotides. RefSeq names its product deoxyribonuclease-1-like 2. The transcript has 8 exons. Bases 1 to 837 code for a protein of 278 amino acids. Gene Ontology annotation, molecular function: DNA nuclease activity. Gene Ontology annotation, biological process: DNA catabolic process. The record is from RefSeq and is a predicted model, not a curated record. Gene Ontology annotation, cellular component: nucleus. NCBI's taxonomy places the organism in Eukaryota, Metazoa, Chordata, Aves, Anseriformes, Anatidae.
AUGGGGACCAUGGUGCUGACACUGUCCCUGCUGGCUGCGGCUCUCCUGUGCCCAGCCACCGCCACACUGCGCAUCGGUGCCUUCAACAUCCAGGCGUUUGGUGACAGCAAGAUGUCUGAUGAGGCCGUGGCGGACAUCAUCGUCAACGUCCUGCACCGCUACGACAUCGUGCUGGUGCAGGAGGUGCGCGACUCCGACCUCAGCGCCGUCACCGAGCUCAUGGAGCAGCUCAACAGCGUGUCCUCAUCCCCGUAUGACUACGAGAUCAGUGGGCCCCUGGGACGGGAGAACUACAAGGAGAUGUACCUCUUCAUCUACAGGACGGACGUCGUGUCGGUGGUGGACACCUACCAGUACGAGGACCCGCAGGACAUCUUCAGCCGGGAGCCAUUCAUCCUGAGGGUCUCAGCGCCCCACACCAAGGCAGGGGAGUUUGUGAUGGUGCCGCUGCACUCGGCCCCGCACGACGCUGCCGCCGAGAUCGACGCGCUCUACGACGUCUACCUGGCUGUGGUCAACAAGUGGGGGACCGACAACAUCGUGUUUCUGGGGGACUUCAACGCCGACUGCGCCUACGUCAAGCCGAGCGACUGGUCCUCCAUCCGCCUGCGCACCAGCGACAUCUUCAAGUGGCUGAUCCCCGACAGCUCCGACACCACCGUGGGGAAGUCGGACUGUGCCUAUGACAGGAUCGUGGUGUGCGGCGCCAAGCUGAAGAGGAGCAUCGUGCCGAACUCGGCCACUGUUUACAAUUUCCAGCGCGCUUUCCAGCUGGAGCAGGAGGAGGCCCUGGCAGUCAGCGACCACUACCCGGUUGAGGUGAAGCUGAUGGCUUGA